Symbiodinium sp. CCMP2592 is the source of this 4611-nucleotide messenger RNA. The record is from the annotation of a GenBank genome assembly. Lineage: Eukaryota; Dinophyceae; Suessiales; Symbiodiniaceae.
AUGGACAAGGAAGGCCGCUGUCUACUUGUGGACUUGGGCGGCCUCGCCAUCUUCAACGUGUAUGUCCCCAGAGUGCAGUGGCAAGAGGACGGUAGUGUCGAUGAAGAAAGGUUGCAGCAGAAGGUCAAAUUCUUGCGCCUCCUCCAGAUGCGCAUCGAGGAAGUUCGAGGACUUGGCAAGCAGGUGUUGGUCUGUGGUGAUCUGAACCUUACAUACCGCACAGCUGAUGUUGCACCUGCUCGCCUUUACCUCAAAGUUCAGGCGGGUUGUGUAUGUGGCAAGAAGGACUGGGCAUUGCCGGAGGACGCUACGCCUGGAUCUCACAUAUACGUGGCAGCUGCCCAUAGAGCUCUGCAGGCACAAGUGACGAUGACAGCGGAGAACGCCAAGAGUUGCCUGAAAGCUUUGGUGCACUGUCCGACGGGCUUCAGAGUUCCGAAUCAUCUGCCACCAGACAUGCCCUUGCUUCCCCUGGGUCGUGUCCUUACGGCGAUGACCAGGAUCAAGGGCUCUGAGACGAAGGUCGAGCGAUCGUCCUUACCCAAGCUCUGGUGCAGCACGGCUGUUUCAUCUGACGACGCCCCCCUGCGGUUCCUGGAAGGCCUUAGCGAUGAGCUGGUACUGCUCGAGUUCGGUGUGCCUUUCGAGGAGCUGGAGGUGGAGGGUUCGCUUCCCGACAGGGUGAGAGAGGCUCCGUGUGUGGACUGGCUUUUAGCCCUGCUGAGCCAGAGCUGCGAAGGCGAAGGCAGCGAAGCCUUCGUUGACACCUUCGCACUCUGCCAUGGAGCCGCUUGCCUGGGGCGGUAUAAGCAGUGGAAUCAACUCGCCAAUUCGCGCUUCUUGAACCUUGGGGCACGCCUGGACUAUAUCCUUUGCGAUACUUCUAUGCAGAAGCAUCUGGUGAGGACUCCGACCUCGGAUCUAGCCGGCUCAUCGUCGCUACAUGCAGCCGAGACAGCAGAGGCGGCAAAAAGCGCUGCGACAUGCUUCGGGGCCUGGCACAGCGCCCCCGCGUGCGGGCGUCUGAGGGCGUCGAAAGACGACGAUGAUGGGUUGGGCUUGCAGAAGGAUGACAUGCGGCUGAACAACUCGCAGUUCCGGUCGCCACACACGGGCAUCUUGUACACUCCUCCGAGGUACUCGGACCACGUCCCUGUUUGCGCACGCUUCGAAGGCGGCAUUUGCCAAGAUUUGUUGAGCCGACAUGUGAAAAUGGACGGGGUCGCCCGAGCGGCAGCUUGCACCGCGGCUGCCCCUGCCACAGCGCUCCGCGCCGCCUCAUUCCCCUUCCCCGUCGCACCGGGCCUUCCUGCUGGAGGCACAGAGCUCAGCGACCGGAUGCCGCGCCCCGGGCCACCGGAUCUUCGGCUGAGUCCAUAUUCCGAGCGCAGCCCACGCUUGAUAGCGGACGGCUUUUACGAGGGCCCUUUGUGGGCGCCACAGCGCGGAGAUGCCUGGGAGCUGCGAAUGCUGCGAACAGCUCUUCAGGCCAUGGUCCGGCAAGCGGCCUGCGAUGCUGAGGCUGAGGAUGCCAAGGCGAUGCUCGGUCCCGGUGCUGGGGCUUGCGGCCUCCCAGCCUUCUUCAGAUGCCUCGAUCCCCUGGAGAAGGGCCAUGUUCUGGACACCGACCUGUUGGAGUUGGUGAAGGAGCACGAGGCGCCCGUGUCCUACGCGAGCCUGUGCUCUCUGGUCCACGAGGCAAACCUGCGACGCGGAGGGCGUCCGCUUGGCUAUCUAACAUUCCGGGACCUCGGGAAGCUGAUCUAUCCUUUGCAGUCCAAGGAACACAAGGCAAUGUGCGAUUCCGCCACAGACGACGAAGCCAAGUCGAUCCUGUACCUGCUGCAGUUUUCGGAGCCAUGCCCACGCUGUGGUUUCCGAAUUCAGAGAGACUCGGACUCUUCGGCGUGCCCGAACGUGGUUUGCAGCAACUGCGGAGCCGCUUUCAGGUGCUUCGUCGUGGCAAGGCCCUUCCUUGAUGCGCCCAAAGCAACCGCUGCAGAUCGUUACACUCUCUGCAGACUCGUUGCGGCUGUGGCCCGCACGGCGGAGAACCUGGAGCUUGACCGGAAGAGAUUGGCUGCACAUGCAGGUUUCGAUGAAGCCUGCAUGAAGGAGGUCUUCUAUUACAUUUCUUCGGGACAGCCUACCUUCGACAUCGUGGGUCUGCGGCAGGCCUUCAGGGAUCAGCAGAUUCCCGUGGCUGAGAAGGAGUUAGAUCUUAUGUGGCAGCGCUAUGCCACAAGCUUUGGAUCGGGAGUGUCCCUGGAGCACUUUCAGCGUCAACUGAGAUACGACCCCAUGUGGACGCCGGAGAGCUGCACAGCAACGAGCAGGCUACUUGUGGCAGUGGUGCAGACCAUGCUGCGGCAAGCAACGACUGAUGUAGCCGCUGAAGAUGGCAAGGCACUGCGACCGUCAUGUCCGCUUUUGGCUUUGUUCCGGAGCUUGGAUCCGACCGGCCAGGGCUACCUAAUGGACAUCGACAUCUGGCAGUUGGUGCAAGACUUCCGGGGCUCCUGCACCUUCUCCAGCAUCUGUGCUAUGGUACAAGAAGUUCAGCUGCGACGUAGGUGCGACGAAACCAGCCAUCCGGGUCGUCUAUCUCUGAGAGAGUUCGGGGUGCUCAUGUAUCCGGUGGACUGCAAGGAGUACGAGGCGCUUGGAAGAUGUCCCAAUGACAUUGAAGCGAAAUCGGUGCUGUACGUUCUCCAGAACUCUGAGACUUGCCCAACCUGUGGGCUUCGGGUGCAGCGUGACUCAGAUGCCACGAACUGUCCCGAGGUUCGGUGCCCUUCGUGCGGGACCAUUUUCCGCUGCACGAUCGUGAGUAGCACGUCUUCAGGCUGGGAGGACGAGACAGGGGCCAGUCGCUUGUCCGUGCAGGCCCGAGGGCAGCUGCACCGCACCAUCACAGCAGCAGCAGUUGCUGCUGAGGAGCUGGAAAAAGACAGGCUUCGGCUCGCUCAAUUCCUUGGCCAUGACAUCACCGCAUUGAGUGAUGUCUUCAGUUUUUUGGCACAGGGCCGCCAAGGCUUCACACUUCCUGAUUUCAGGCGUGCCUUGACACACCUCCAGCUUCGAGCAUCAGAGCGUGAUUUGUUCCUGAUCUGGCGGCGAUAUGCGCAGCCGGGUGCUGGGCCGAGACAAGUGUUUUCCAAGCGCCGGGUCGGGCGGAUGGCUGCGGAGCCUCCCCUCGUCGUGCCGGAUGUUCUGCUGGCAGUGGACACUUCCUCGUUGAAAGGCCUGUUGGAGGCCAUCCUCGCUCGACUGCGACUGUCAGAAGCCUCGCUUGCGGAGCUUCAGAACGAACGACAUCUUGACUUGCCAAAGCAGGGCUUGGUGGCUCGCAUCGACAAAUUGGAGCUGGAAGUAGACGCGCUGUUGAAUGACGAGAUUCCGGGCGUUGAUGGAGCCAACUGUCCAAGUCCAAGAUCACUCCGAUGGGAGAGCUGCAUGAACGAUCUCAGACAGGGCAUCAGCCGCUGCGAGGCACGAAUCGAAGAAACGGAGGGGUGCAUUCGCGAGAUGCACGAGGCCACCCAGCAAAAUGCACACGACUUUGAGCUGCUGCAAGCUCGACUGAACGGCCUGGGACGUUCGGUGGACAUGCGAUUUGCGGAGACUGGUGGCAAAGUGGACCAGCUCGGCGAGGUGGUGGAGGAACAUGGUUCCGAUAUCGAAGACCUGAAAGUCAAAAUGCAAGAAGCUUUCAAUUCACUCCAGAAGCUUGACCUCAGCAGCAUGAAGGAAGAGAUGGACGCAGCAGUGCGCAGAAUGGAGCGGAGGCUUUUCGAUGAGAUGCAGGAACUGUCUGCGGAGCUCCGAGAGAAGCAGGAGCAGACCCGCCAGGAGUUGGACAAGGUCGUUUCGAGGUUCCGCACGCAGUUGAAUGACCUCGUGGAAUCUGCCCUCGAAAACAUGCGGCACAGCCUGGGGCAGAAGGUUCUGAUGCUGGAUACCAAUGAUGAAAUGGUGGCAGCUGGAACAACAAGGAACUGCAUCUCAUGCUUUAAAGAUAGAUCCCAAUCUCCUGGUCGUGGUACGAUAGGAACCGAUGGGCAUGUGUACCAUCACGCGCAAGAGGCCAAAGAGCGUGAAGAGGCUCAGCAUGAAAGGCCAAUGUCGGCAAAGAGGUAUGGCAUCAGCACUGCUGUUGCAGCACGCGAGUACUCCACCAGACCUGGGCGUGCAUGUCAACCGCGUCCUGUAUCCAGCAGAGGUCGCAAUCCGGAGCGAUAUGACGUAAUGCUGGAGAAUUACUCCCGCAUGCUUGCGCGGGGCAACGAUAAGAGCAUCGGCAAGCUCGUCGGCAUUCAGGAAAUCCGUGCUCCUCCGGGAUCUGCGGAUGCAGGACGUUUGCAGCUUCGUGUAUCGUUUUCUUCACAAGUCCAACAAUGCACAACUUGGGUAGCCCGCUGCGAGACGGAGAGCUGCCAGGCAAAGUGGCGAGCUCUAUGCUCCCUGUUGCCCCAUCGCGAGAUGCAGUGCAAGAUGGAGAAGAAGAGCUGGGAACAUCUUCGAGCUGGCAUCCGAAGACAUCGACAAGCUCAGCUCCGCUGCCUCGACUGGUCGCAAGCUGCUGAGACCCUGAAAGAAGAGCAGAUCUGA